This is a messenger RNA of Zasmidium cellare ATCC 36951, 1032 nucleotides long. RefSeq lists its product as uncharacterized. Bases 1 to 1032 code for a protein of 343 amino acids. Lineage: Eukaryota; Fungi; Ascomycota; Dothideomycetes; Mycosphaerellales; Mycosphaerellaceae. The record is from RefSeq and is a predicted model, not a curated record. The transcript has a single exon. Gene Ontology annotation, molecular function: tocopherol cyclase activity.
AUGGACCACCACCGCCCGCACCCCACCUCCGUCUUCGAAGGCUACUACAGCAAAUUCUCCCUCCCCUCCGGCGCGCACCUCGCCCUGGUAAUCUGCAAAAUCAGAGGCGCACCCUCCCGUUCCAAUAUGGUCUCCUUCACAUACGUGCCCAGAAACGGUAAAGGAAUCUACCAAAAGGAAAUCUGGGCCGAUAGUUUGCAGAUGGUUUCCGAGGACGAUUCUCAAGGUCGAGCUAAAGGAAAGGGAUUCAUCUUGAACGUGCCGAAUCUGGGAUUUGCGAAGUGGGACGCAGACGGGAGGACGACAGAAUACGAGUUGUGGAGUGGGGAUUUUACUUUCAAAGCAAAGGCAAGGAACCCAACCCCCUGGUCGACCUCGACAAACACCCCCGAAGCCCUCCUCGUGCACCUCCCCCUCCCGCUACACUGGCAUGUGCAAAGCCUCGACUCGGACGUCUCUUUCGAGCUAGAUAUCCCCAGCAUCGACGUUCCUCCCGAAGAUCUUUCGGGUCAGGCGAAAGUCCACGACGAGAAGAACUGGGCGCAUUCGUUCCCCUCGGCGCAUAUGUGGCUGCAGGCGAGAGACUACGACAACGGGCGAGGGUUCUGCUGCGCAGGAGGCCAGAUUCUGGGGUUGGAAGCUUUUCUACUAGGCUACCGCAGCGAAGAUCUCAAUCUCGAUUUCCGACCUCCCUUCGCGGUGCGGCUGGCGGGUUUGUCUCCCUUCAUGACGUACUCGACGGACUGGGAGAACCGGACAUUCCAUCUGAGCGUGCAGAGUUUCCGCCAGAAGAUCGAAGUCAAGGCCUCUGCGCCGAAGGGGACUUUCUUCUCGCUGAGCGCGCCGUUUCCUGAGGGGUUCAGGGUGAAUUAUCUCGGACAGAGUUUCAAUGCUACGAUUGAGGUCAAGGUGUUUGAGAGUGGAUGGUUCGGUCCCUGGAGACUGGUACGAGAGGAUCGAUUUGAGGAUGCGAGUUUGGAGUUUGGAGGGGGUUAUUAUCCUCCUGCGGGGAGUGCACAGCGGUUUAAUUGA